GAUGAAGCUGUGCUGGGGAGAAGGCCGAAGAUGGGAGAGCCAGUCUCAGUUGGUUCUGAUGCCAUCCAGGCUGUGGAGAAUGAAGAAGGGUGGAGAAGAAGAGGGCAGGAAAUCUCCAGAGAGGACAUCAUCCGCUCGGAUGUACAGGCCUGGCACUUCCGGGAGUUCUGCUACCAGGAGGCCGAGGGCCCCCGCAAAGCUUACAGCCACCUCCACGGUCUUUGCCGCCAGUGGCUGAAGCCGGAAAGGCACACCAAGAAGCAGAUGCUGGACCUGGUGAUCCUGGAGCAGUUCCUGGCCAUCCUGCCUCCAGAGAUGCAGAGCUGGGUCAGGGAAUGCGGGCCGGAGACCACUUCCCAGGCGGUGGCCCUGGCAGAAGGGUUCCUCCUGAGCCAGGCAGAGAGCGUGAAGCGGGAAGAGGAGGUGUGGGAGCCCUCACAGGACGUCACCGAUCCACCCGAGGCAGAGCAAGUGGCUUCUGCUUCCAGACAGAGGUCCAUGUUGAUAGGGAGCCGAGAGAAGGAUGACCAAAGUGCCAUGGCUUUGGGAAAUGGAGGGUCACUGGCGAAUCGCUCUGGGCCAUCUCCUGUUUCUGGCACCUCAGGGCUAUCGCUCCAGGGUUUGACGGCAUCCUUUGAGGAUGUGGCUGUGUAUUUCUCAGAGGAGGAGUGGGCGCUGCUGGAUCCGGACCAAAGGGCUCUGCAUAGGGUCGUCAUGGCGGAGAAUCGCAGGAUGUUGUCCUCUCUGGGUGAUGGACAGGAGAGUGGGAAAGAGGACAGAUGGGAAACGGAAGAAAAACUGGAGUGGAGGAAGAAAUCCAUUCCUUAUGACCAUAUAGGCUUUCAUGAAAUUCCAGUCCAAGAAGGAAGUAACAAGUUAGACAAAUGGAAUAAGCUUCCUUUAAGUGUGGAAAUUUUAACUAAUGAAUCAAAUCUUAGCACAAAUCAAGGAAGUUACUCAAGUGAGAAACCCUGUGAAGGCAUGAAGUGUGAAGAGAUCAUCAGUCCCAGCACAAGGUUUUCAAGACAUCCAAGUAACCACACUGUGGAGAAACCCUAUAAAUGCUCAGAGUGUGGAAAGGGCUUCAGUCAGAGAGGAAACCUUAAGUACCAUCAUAGAACCCACACAGGGGAGAAGCCGUACAACUGCUCGGUGUGUGGAAAGAGCUACAGUCAGAAAUCUCAUCUUAACAAGCACCAAAUAAUCCACACAGGGGAGAAACCAUACCAGUGCUCAGUGUGUGGAAAGCGCUUCAGUCAGAGCGCGCAUCUUGUUAGACAUGAAAGAAUCCACACUGGGGAGAAACCGUACAAAUGCUCAGUGUGUGGAAAGAGCUUCAGUCAAAGCACAAAUCUAACUUACCAUGAAGCAGUCCACACUGGGGAUGUACUGUAUACGUGUUCCGUGUGCGGGAAAAGCUUCAGUCGGAGCACGCAUCUUCUUAGACAUGAAAGAAUUCACACAGGGGAGAGAUCAGUGUGUGCAAAGAACUUCAGCCGAAGCACAAGUCUAACGUUGCUGGAAAGAAUCCAUGCUGGGGAGAUACCAGAGAAAUGUUCAGAGUGCGGAAAGAGUUUAAGUCAUCUCACAAGACUUCUCUCCAGUCAAAAAAUACACGUGGAGAUGAACUCAUUAGCAUGCUCGGAGUGUGGAAAGGGUUUCUGUCACAGCACCUGCCUUUCGAUGCAUCAGAGAAUCCACACUGAGGAGAAACCAUAUACAUGCUCUGAGUGUGGAAAGGGCUUCAGUUACAGAAUUCACCUGACUAUCCAUCAGAGAGUCCAUACGGGGGAGAAGCCUUAUACAUGCACAGAAUGCGGGAAAAGCUUCAGUCACAACACAAGCCUUAUUUCACACACACGAAUUCACACAGGGGAGAAACCAUAUAAAUGCUCAGAGUGCGGCAAAAGCUUCACUCAGAGCACAAGCCUUAAUUCUCAUAGACGAAUCCACACAGGGGAGAAGCCAUAUACCUGCUUCGAGUGUGGAAGAGGCUUCCAUCAACGCUCACAGCUUACUUCCCAUCAAAGAAUCCACACAGGGGAGAAACCAUUUCAGUGUUCUGAGUGUGGAAAGAGUUUUAGCCAUAGCACAAGCCUUUCAAAGCAUCGAAGAACCCACACUGGGAAAAACUGUAUUAAUGCUCCUAGUGUGGAAACGGCUUCAAUCACAGGCCAGUCAUUUCUUAUCAUCCCAGGAGCUAUACAGGAGAGAAACGGUUUCCUUGAUCAAAAUGUGGAACAAGCUUCAUUUGUAGGAAAUACCUCAUUGUACAUCAACACGUUCACACAGUGGUAAAUGCUUGGAAUCUUAGCUAUGUCUGUAGUGUGGAAAGAACUUCCGAAGAACUUCAUUUCAGUUGGUUGAUGCCCAGAAGACCAUGUAAACAUCUCUGGUUAAUCAAAUGUUAAUAAUCAAAUGACAGUCUACCUUUGGAAGUUUAUCUGUAUAAAUUCUCAAACAU
Molecule: messenger RNA, 2464 nt
Organism: Gekko japonicus
Lineage: Eukaryota; Metazoa; Chordata; Lepidosauria; Squamata; Gekkonidae
Product: zinc finger protein 250-like
Exons: 5
Coding region: 31-2298 (755 amino acids)
Biological process (GO): regulation of DNA-templated transcription
Cellular component (GO): nucleus
Source: RefSeq, a predicted model, not a curated record